Drosophila ananassae is the source of this 1702-nucleotide messenger RNA. RefSeq lists its product as uncharacterized. The transcript is spliced from 5 exons. NCBI's taxonomy places the organism in Eukaryota, Metazoa, Arthropoda, Insecta, Diptera, Drosophilidae. The record is from RefSeq and is a predicted model, not a curated record. The coding region runs from base 170 to 1480 and encodes 436 amino acids.
UCAUUUAAGCGCAUUUGACUAUUGUUUGUCUUUCAACACAGAACAGACCCGAAUCCAUUCUAGUUGGCCGGCGUAAAUAAAAUAACUCACAGCAGAGCCCUAAAUCAAUAUUUAUAUUGACAAAGUUUAGCAUUAAAAACCGGUUCAAGUGAGAAAUAUAAAUUACAAAAUGAAGCUGAUUUGCGGAGCAUUGGCGAUCGUGGUUGCCCUCAGUGGAGUCUUGACGUUGCCUGCUCGCAACAAUCCCCAGGACGAUGCCGAGGUGAUUGACGUUCCCUCGCGCCCGCAACCGGAUCCGAAUUUCCAUAACUUCCGCGGCGUCAUCGAUACGGGCUCUGGUUAUCCUUUCCUCCAGUCAAGUCCUUCAUCCUUCAACGAGGGCUUCUUCAACUCCUUCGAUGAUCUAUUCCGUCGGCUGCGUACUCGCCUUUGGCCUGCGAUUGGAAGCGAUUCUGGCGAGGAUGGAGCUGCUGCUGGCCCCGAUUCUUCCGAUGACUCUGGGUCUGGAUUUGCCUUUGGUCUGCGGCCCCUGAUUCCUAUUCCCAAGAUCCCUCUGAGCACCGAGAAUGGCAACACGACCUCCACUGUCAAGGUUGUCGAUGGCCACAAAGUGGAGAUCAAUGAGACCGUCUAUGGGGACACCAACAGCAUCUUCAAGCUUCGUGUGGUGAACGUGCGUCCCCUGGACAGCGGCGAGGAGGUAGCCGAAGGAGUGCACUCCGACGGUGGCAAGUUCCUGCCCGCGCCGGCUUCCGGACCUUCCACCACCUCUGGCCCGCCCACCAGGAAUGGGGAGUUCGACGACGAGGUGGAGGAAGGACGCCGCGAGCCGCUGGAGAAGCAGCCCCGAGACAACGAGGUCCGCGACCUUGACGAGCCCCAGUCCACCACAACAACAACACCCACAAGUUAUACAACAAACUUAGCCACCAACUCACCCGCAGACUUGGAAUCGGAAGCCACCGAUAUAAGCGAAGAUAUAGCAGAGACCACCUCUCAGAAACAGGAACAUAUCAUGGAUCCUCUCCUUGAAAUGGCGCAAAGGGUAGCCGAAGGGGUGGAAGGUGAAGGAGUCGACAUGAAUGACGAGGAUCUUCACAAGUCGUCCUUGGCGAUGAAGCAGAAGAAGGAGCGAGAGGAGUUCGAUUCAUCUGACGAUGAAGAUGCCGAGGCCACAACGCCAGUUGAAAUGGGCGAUGCCUUCAACGAGGAGUGGGCUGAGUUUGAUCAGGACGGGGAUCAGGAUCAGGAUCACGACCUGGAUAUCGAAGCUGAUGCUGGAAAUGAGCUGAACAAUGAAAUCGACAUUGAGGAGAACUUCGUGCCCGUAGAUCUCUCCAAUGACAUAGCUGUCAAUGAUUUGGCCGCCGCUGACCCCGACUUCCCACUGAAUCCUGAUGCUGAAUUCAUUGCGGCACCCGCUGUCGUCAGGACGAUGCCCAUGUUCGAGAAGCUCUCUCUGGGAGAGCCUUCCAAAUAGGAUGGCACGUCCUCAAUUAGUUAAGUCACUACUCCCUAAGUCGCUAGUCUUAAGUCCCGGAUAUCUCUGAGAGAUCCAAAGUAAUCGGAUUUUGAUUAAAUCGUAAUUUAUCGUAUUUAUUUCGACCAAGAGCGAGUAUUAAGAGUGCGCAUGGACCGCAUGGAUGAAUAUUUAUUGCCAAACAAAAGUUUUCUAAAAUAAAAAAGAACAGUUAAUACAUUA